AUGACGCGGGCCUCUGUGAGCAGUUCAGAGUACGUGUCUCUGUUUCGGCCGGAGAUGGAGCACUAUGUCAUGAGGUGUAAUCAUACAGCCGUGUUUCUUGAGCCAAUGAUAUACGUUUUUGGCGGGAGCGAUGGCAUUACCGCGUUCAAUACCCUUGGCGCCUUCAAUCUUGAUACAAGGGUCUGGGCAGAGGUUCCAGUUGAAAAGGUUUCUCCUUCGUGCCCUUGUGCCCGCACCAAGCACGCUGCCUGCCUCGUUCGUUGGAACCACAAAGAUUACCUUUACAUAUACGGAGGAAUCGACGGAACGAGGUACCUCAGCGACUUUUGGAGGUGCGACUUGGCGACGGGGGUCUUUGAGGAAAUUCAUGGAGUCAGCCAGCGCUCUCCUCCCCCCGCCCUCAGUUCCCACUGCUUGGCACGCCUCGGUGCAUCCGAGUUGGUGCUUUUCGGCGGCGUGUCCAACAAGCAGCUUUCUACACAGACGUGGUACUAUAACCUAGAUACUAAUACAUGGUCUAUAAAUCCCUAUAGGGACUGUGACCAGCCGGAGCCAUGCAUGGGAGCAACACUGACGACGAUGGUCAAUAAUCACUGCCUACUCUUUGGAGGAAUAAGUGCAAAUGGUUUUCUGAGCCAUUGCUGGAAGCUUUACCCCAAUCACAAAUGGGAGCUUCUUCCCGUGCAGAAGAAUGGGCCAAUGUCUCGGGCAUUCCACUGCGCAGUUCCAGUAGGAGAAGGUCGUCUUCUUAUUCACGGUGGCGAGUAUGGAAAGCAGCAUGAUCAGAAGCUUGCUGAUACCUGGAUUCUUUACGAGACAAACAGGAUUUGGAAACGUAUCCCAGAGUCAGAUCUUACUCCUCAACCACGUAGUAACCAUGCCAUUGUUCUGUGGCAGAGUCGUUCUGGGAAUUAUCGUCUAUUUAUACUUGGUGGAAGAGGGCGUGAAGGUAUAGCUGCGGAGUUUUGGUGCUUAAAUCUCAGCAAAGCAGGACUAGGGAGGGAGGACUACUUGCAGAUCCUCACAGAAACGCAACUGCAUGAUGGAAUGCACAACUAUGUAACAGCCUCUGGGUCCUAUGACGUUGCUGCUGACCUCACUCCGAAUAAAUCCGUACGUAGCGGUAGCAAACCAGAGUCACAACGGACGUCUGUCUCCUUUAACGUCCCGGAUCAACCACUGGACGGAGACGAUUUGCUUAGCGGUCGGGGAUGGACUCCAACGCGGAGUGCGCCGCGGCGCGCUAAUUCUAGACCAUAUGCCCAGAUGGAGGAGGAAGUCAAGAGGCGCGCAGAUGGGCCCGAUUUCCCGCUUUUUUCCCAGCAACUCUCUGAAGCUAUGCACAAAGUCACCAUGCUUACAGAUGCACAUAAUGCGCUUAGUGAAAACAUGGCCACUAGGCUGAGCACUCUUGAUCGCGCUAUGCUCGAGCUUCGCAAUGGAGGCCAAGGCCAAGCGCCCAUGACUAUAAGCUCUUCUUCUGGCGGUCCCUAUUCGUAUUCGUCAGCAGAUGUGGCUGCGCUACGCGCUCAAAUGGAGAACGAGCUUUCUGUUUUACGAGCCGAGCUCAACGAUGGGCUUUCACGCGCAGCUAAUAUUGCAUCAUCGACUGCUGCUUCCCAACGGCAACAGACUUUUCACCCUGAGAUAAUAAAAUCGGAAAUCAUGGGUGAGUGCCGCAAGCUCCUCCAAGGAGAGCUCACAAAGACUCAGUCUGAGAUUCUGACAAGUGCUCGCCUUCAGUGCAACGGGGUACAGGAUGCACUCAAGUUGGACAUCGACACUGCAUUUGAAACAAUAAAGGGCAUCAACUCCACAGUACAGCGUUUGGAGACGUCCUCUGCUAAAUAUGUCCUCAAAACGGACGUCCAAUCCCACGAGCUUCGCAUCCUCAAUCUGGAAUCGACAUCAGCGCAUAAUAGCAAAACUAUAACUGAGACGCGACAGGCAGUUUCAAAUAUAAACGAGUUAUUGGACCAGCUUAGUACUCAAGUCCAUCAGUUCUGCGAAGGCGAGAAUGGGCGCCAGUGCUCUAUGCAAGAGGCUGUUAAGUACAUAGUUAGUUAUGACCUCAACGAGGUCCAAGCCAAGUGUCAACGGAUGGACUCGCUUCUAUCUGCCUUGGACACACGAACGAAAGAGCUGUCUGAACUUACUGACAGACACGUUGCAAGACAAGAUCUCAUCGAGAAAAAGCUCCUUGCAGAGGGGACUGACGACGUCCUGAAGCGCGACGACACAUCGCUGCUUUUUAUUCAAAACACCUCAGCUCCAGUCAUAGCAAAGGCGGUCGGCGACUUAAGGUUAGAACUUACCACGCUGAUCUCCUCCCUUCGGGACGAUCUCUCCAAAGUGCAUGCCACUGUAUCCGAAUCUAUAGCUAAGGAAAAGCAAACAUGCCUUGAUAGAAACUCUAGGGAUGAAAUAAUAGCAGAAUGUAUGGUUGCCACAAAAGAUCUUAUUGAAGCAACAUCGGGAGCACUGAUAGAGGCUAAUACCGAGGGGAUCCGUAGGAUGAUUACUGACGCUAACAUAGAUAUCGAAGGGCUUCGAAGGGCCAACGACAGUGCAGAGCAAGUGAUAGAGGAGCAGAAUCGCAAGAUUAUCAAAUUAGAGGCGGAUGUUGCCUCAAUAGCUGCGUCCUCAUGCAGCUCUGCUACAGAGAUACCACCGCGAGACUUUGGCAAGUCUCUAAGCAACGCUAGUGACCUUGAGGUCCUCUUUGACAAGUGCUAUGGAUAUAUAGACAUUAUAAAGGACGAUCUAAAGAGUGACUCUACAGCAACUAAGGAAAGAGUUGAGCACAUAUUCGAUGAGUAUAGCGAGCGGCUGACUUCUUGUGAGUCAAGGCUUGCGGACCUCCUUUCAAAUGUAGAAGCAACAAAGUGUGUUGCUGGGAUUAUCACCACUGGAGAAGACGGUGUCCUUUCUGCCACUUCUUCGUUUUGCUCCACCCCGGGCGGCGGUGAUUCAAGGGCAUUGGAGGACACAGUGAAGAAACUAAAAAGUAUUGUGUCCCGUUUAACAAAGGAAGCUACUGCGUCAUCAAUCUCCAUAAAGAAUCUCAUUGAUAGCCAGCAAAAGCUGGGAGACGAGAUGCUGCGGCUUCGCCAGGAUGCCGUGGGCGGCUCAACGAAAACUCUGUUCGGAGAACUGAGCACUCGGAUGGAGGCGAUGCGCGAAGAGCUAGAAAAGAAGACGAGUAUCAUUUCAUCCUUGGAGGUACGCGUUGCGCUUUUAGAGCAGACAAGGGGCUACACCUAUGAUGAAAUAGUGGCAAUCUUCCACGAUCUUCAGCAAUCGUCUUCUGCCAACAAGGUUGCAUCUAGUUCAAUGAUAAAUAUAAAUUCACAAGGUCCGCAGCAGGACGCCGCGUCGGGUGGGAGGCCAAUAAAUGUAUCGCAAAGCCUUCUAACGACAGAGCACCUUCAGCCUAAGAGUGAUCAGCGACACAUGGCAAAUGCUGCCAGACGAUCUAGCGUGCAGUGUACCAAUGCGGCCGUUAUUGCGUCAUCUCUUCAUGAUCUUGUGGAGGCUAUCCCGCCUCAGUCAAGCUUUAAUGCAAGUGCUUGGAAAGAACUACUAUGUGUACAGCGCUCAAUCUUUGACCAGGCAACUCUUUCAAAUAUGUACUUUGACAAGGUAAGCGUGGAUCCCAUGUUUGGUUUUGUGGUUGGAUCCGACGGGGCAUUUCUGCGCAUAUGGAAAGUUAAGCCAUUGAGCCGCGACGACUUCAAUAAGGCGAGCACCAUUAAAGGAGCCUUUGAUAUUAUUGCGGCAGAGGACGUAAUAGAAUGCCCAGGUGUGACUUGCUCGACGAUUGGUGGCAACUUGCUCUGCGCAGGAAAUGAUAAGGGCUAUCUUGCGGCCUGGCCCAGUGUUGGGGACCCCUAUCAGCUAAUUGCUUAUCCUAAUGGAUCAGUGUCCUGCAUCUCUGUGCUGGCAGACAAAGAGAGGCGAUGCGUGGUGAGUGGCGGGGACUCUGGAGUCAUUAUGGAGUGGAGUCCAAUGGAUGGCAACUCCGCAAUGCUCGGAACACACACAGCAAAGGCUACGUGUGCUGACACUUGCUCUUCAUAUGCUCUGACCGGAAGCCGCGACUGCUCUGCGAUUUGCUGGGAUUUGAUUGAGGGACGGGAGCGCGCAAGGUGCCUUGGACACCCAGACGUCCUCCUCAGCUGCUAUAUUUGCAAGGAGCACUCGGAACUGUGCGUUACAGGGAGUGCAGACGGAACCGUCCGUCUGUGGGACAUGCGACUCGACAAUCUUGACCAGGGAAAGGCAAAGUCACGAUGCUUGUUCGUCACUAACAGCCCUGCAAGCGUUACAAAAGGCGUUGUAAGCGUGUUUAUGAACAGAGACAUGAUGAUCUCCACUUGUGAGGACGGCUCUAUCAAGCUGUGGGACAUCAGAGCAACAACGCCAGAGUGCGUGCAGACACUCACAAUUGAUUCUGGGCGCAUCCUAUGUAGUGCGGUCUUGAAUAAUUCCAUGGUCAUCAGCGCUGAUGCUGGCAGUCUGCUUGCGCUGGAGUUCAUGCAGUAA
Molecule: messenger RNA, 4545 nt
Organism: Giardia duodenalis
Lineage: Eukaryota; Fornicata; Diplomonadida; Hexamitidae
Product: Kelch repeat-containing protein
Exons: 1
Coding region: 1-4545 (1514 amino acids)
Molecular function (GO): protein binding
Source: RefSeq, a predicted model, not a curated record